AUGUCCGCGUCUCAAAUUCCUGAAAACCUGACACAAGACAAAACUCUCGGCUGGAGACAGCAACUCACUACCUUUACCAAGAGCCUAGACUCCUCACAAGGAGAGUCAGACCCUCCCUCCCAGGGAAAAGCAGGCCGAUCCUCAGCAGAAAAACCUCGCUUGCGCGCAAUCUCACGACCAGCCGAGCUAACGAAACUAGACAUAUUAGAUCCAUCCAUACCUCCAUCUAAUCCGUCUACAGAAGCAACAAUGCCGCCUAUACGCGUGCGCGAAGGGGAUCAGUGGGAUCCAGCAUACUGGAGCAGAAAGCAAGCAGAAUACCGGCACUUCUAUCUCCAUGAUGCAUUGGAAUAUGGCACGACGCAAUCUAAUGUCUCCCUUCCUCCGCCUCCUCGUCCAAAGCCCACAAAGCCCACACCAAAGAAGAUUAUUAUCGACACGUCUGUGCGGCCGACCCCGCCAAAAGGACCACGCCUAGCAUUGCCUUCGCGUGAUAAGAAGAAAGAAAUCCAUCACAGACAGAGGUCUCUGUCAUUCCCUCGGGCCUACCGUCCUCCGAAAGAGGGAGCGAAGCCAGGCACGGUUGAUGAUCAACCACGUGUAGUUCUGCGGAGAGAGCCAGGUGUUUCGGCGCGCCGCGACUCGCCGGUGUUCCCAACGGUGCCCCUCCCUCCAUGGUCGCCGGUGCCUUUCCCCCGCUAUGCUGAGCAGCCAAUGCCCGUGGAACCUGAACCAAAAGUACGAAGACUUCCAAAACCGAAACUUUCUCUUUCAAUACCUGAUUGA
Messenger RNA from Serendipita indica DSM 11827, 786 nucleotides. The record is from the annotation of a GenBank genome assembly. NCBI's taxonomy places the organism in Eukaryota, Fungi, Basidiomycota, Agaricomycetes, Sebacinales, Serendipitaceae.